CCUAGCAUGGUUCCUAAAAAUAACCCCACGAUGGUAUAUAUCUGGAAGCCUGGAACCUUCUCUCCUCUUUCCCCUGACUCGGUCAUCAAUAAACCAUUCUGCUUAUCACAAACCAUUUUGCAUAUCAUUUCCAGAAUUCGCAUAGUCAAUCUAGCUUAUCUCUUUUGUUUUAGAUUUUCUCCCUUCAGAAAUGAUUUUCAGAUAGGCAGCCUGGAAGGCGGCGCUCAAGUCUGAACUCUGAACUCUGAACUCGAACACUUCUGUUCCAUUGAGAGAGCAUAUAUGAUGAAUGGCGAGGGCUGCUCCUUGGUGGCGUUAGCGGCAGCGGCGGGCGAUAACGCCGCCCCGGAUUCUCAGUCCAAGAUUUUCGGGAAGUACGAGCUGGGGAAGCUGCUCGGUCUCGGAGCUUUCGCGAAGGUUUAUCACGCCCGUGUCGUCAAGACGGGGCAAAGUGUCGCCGUGAAAGCCGUGAGCAAACGGAAGAUUCUCAAGGGCGGCCACGCGGAGCACGUCAAGCGGGAGAUUUCUAUCAUGCGCCGGCUGCGCCACCCGUAUAUCGUGCGCCUCUUCGAAGUCCUCGCCACGAAGACGAAGAUCUAUUUCGUCAUGGAGUUCGCCAAGGGCGGGGAGCUCUUUGCCAAGGUCGCCAAGGCCCGACUAAGCGAGGAUCUCAGCCGUAAGUACUUCCAGCAGCUCAUCUCCGCCGUCGGUUACUGCCACUCUCGCGGCGUCUACCACCGCGAUCUCAAGCCGGAGAAUUUGUUGCUGGACGAGAAUUGGGACCUCAAAAUCACCGAUUUCGGGCUAAGCGCCUUGACGGAUCAGAUCCGGCCAGACGGCAGGCUCCAUACCCUGUGUGGCACUCCAGCCUACGUCGCCCCGGAGAUCCUGGCGAAAAACGGUUACGACGGCGCAAAGGUGGACCUGUGGUCGUGCGGCGUCAUCCUUUUCGUGCUCAACGCCGGCUAUCUCCCAUUCAACGACACCAAUUUAAUGGCCAUGUACCGGAAGAUCUACAGAGGCGAUUUCCGGUGCCCGAAAUGGACAUCGCCGGAUCUGAAACACCUCCUCCAUCGUCUCCUGGAUACAGAUCCGGAAACCAGGAUCACGGUGGACGAAAUCAAAUCCGAUCCGUGGUUCCGGAAGGGAUUCAAAGAGGUAAAGCCCCAAACGGAUUUCGAAUUCGAGUUCAAAUCUGCCUAUGGAGACAACAAGAAAUACCUAAACGCAUUCGACCUCAUCUCGUUUUCCCCCGGAUUCAACCUGUCGGCGUUGUUCGGCAUAGUCGACACCGAGCAGCUAUUGUCGGCACAUCCGCCGGAAAAGAUCGUCGACGGGAUUGAGAAGAUAGCCAGGGCGGAAGGGAUGAGGGCGACGAGGAAGAACGAGGAGGGGGUAAGGGUGGAGGGGCAUAAUGGUAAUAUCAUAGUUUUCGUAGAGAUUUACCGACUGACGGUAAAGCUGGUAAUUGUGGAGGUUAAGUAUCCGCGCUGGGGGGAUGCAUCUGGACGGGAAAUGUGUAUAGAUAAGUUUAGGCAACAGCUUAAACUUUUUCGUUAUCAACAGCAAGUAGUAGCUCUCUAAUCAUCAUUAGCUUUGAUUUAAAUCAUUUUUUAUGAGUAGAAAAUUAUGUUUAGAUAAUAGAAAAUUAAAUAAUACCAUGUUUUGUGAACUAUUUUUGAAGAUAAUAAUAUUACCACAUAACAUAAAUAUGCAUGUUAUUU
Molecule: messenger RNA, 1724 nt
Organism: Cuscuta campestris
Lineage: Eukaryota; Viridiplantae; Streptophyta; Magnoliopsida; Solanales; Convolvulaceae
Source: the annotation of a GenBank genome assembly